Molecule: messenger RNA, 2205 nt
Organism: Coffea arabica (coffee)
Lineage: Eukaryota; Viridiplantae; Streptophyta; Magnoliopsida; Gentianales; Rubiaceae
Product: squalene monooxygenase SE1-like
Biological process (GO): sterol biosynthetic process
Cellular component (GO): endoplasmic reticulum; membrane
Molecular function (GO): flavin adenine dinucleotide binding; squalene monooxygenase activity
Source: RefSeq, a predicted model, not a curated record
AUUGUUCCCACAUAUCCCCAAAAUCGCCAGCGAAGCAUUUAGUGGAGAAUAUAUUCCGGAGAAAACACAUUUAAACGAUCAAAUAAAAAAAUAAAAAAAAAUACAAAAAGAUACAAAAAUAAAAGCCAAGCACCGUUGCUUUCUCUCCAUUAGGGAGAGAGAGAACAGAAAGCAAGCGAACAAGAAAGGGAGAGUAGGCCGCGGAGGAGGCUGAGGAUUGUAACAAAAGGAGCAGAGACGCCGUUUUGAUUCAACGUCGUCGGCGGCAUUGUUGUAAUUCUCAUGGAUCAAUAUGUUUGGGAAACGAUUUUGGCGGUGGCGUUAGGUUUUGUGGCCGUGUAUGGAAUUCUGGCCAGAAAUGCUAAUGCUCGCCGGAAAAGUUUUGGUAAAGGUGGGGCGGAGGAUAGGGAGCCUCGUGACACCGCCACCACCACCCCCAUUGAUGGUAUAUUUAGAUCCAAGAACAACGACGCCUCCGACGAUGCAGACGUCAUUAUCGUAGGCGCCGGCGUCGCUGGCGCCGCUCUCGCUCACACUCUCGGGAAGGAUGGACGUCGGGUGUAUGUAAUCGAAAGAGACUUGUCAGAGCCUGACCGGAUUGUAGGAGAGCUGCUCCAGCCGGGCGGCUAUCUCAAGUUGAUUGAACUGGGACUAGAAGAUUGUGUGGAGGGAAUUGAUGCACAGCGAGUCUUCGGAUACGCUUUAUUCAAGGAUGGUAAAAGGACUCGUGUGGCUUAUCCCUUGGAAAAAUUUGACUCUGAUGUUUCUGGCAGGAGCUUUCACAAUGGCCGUUUCAUUCAACGCAUGCGAGAGAAAGCUGCAUCUCUUCCCAAUGUUCGCUUGGAGCAAGGAACAGUGACUUCUCUUCUGGAAGAAAAAGGGGUUAUCAGAGGCGUGCAAUACAAAACAAAAUCUGGUGAAGAAUUGAUCAAGUAUGCACCUCUCACUGUUGUAUGUGACGGUUGCUUUUCAAAUUUAAGACGCUCUCUUUGUGAUCCUAAGGUAGACGUCCCUUCUUGUUUUGUUGGCUUGGUUUUGGAGAACUGCCAACUUCCUUUUGCAGAUCAUGGCCAUGUUGUUCUAGCAGACCCGUCACCUAUUUUGUUCUAUCCAAUCAGCAGCACAGAAGUUCGCUGUCUGGUUGAUGUACCUGGUCAAAAGGUACCAUCUAUUUCAAAUGGUGAAAUGGCCAAAUAUUUGAAGACAACAGUGGCUCCACAGGUCCCUCUUGAAUUGCAUGAUGCAUUUAUUGCUGCGGUUGACAAAGGAAACAUUAGGACCAUGCCCAACAGAAGUAUGCCAGCAGCUCCUCAUCCUACCCCUGGGGCUUUGCUAUUGGGAGAUGCAUUCAACAUGCGACACCCUUUGACUGGAGGAGGAAUGACAGUGGCUCUGUCUGAUAUCGUUGUACUACGUGAUCUUCUCAGACCUCUUGGCGAUCUGAAUGAUCCACCUACCCUUUGCAAGUAUCUAGAAUCAUUUUACACCUUGCGUAAGCCUGUGUCAGCCACCAUCAAUACGUUAGCUGGUGCCCUCUAUAAAGUGUUUUGUUCAUCUUCUGAUGAAGCAAGGAAAGAGAUGCGUCAGGCAUGCUUUGACUAUUUGAGCCUUGGAGGUGUUUUCUCAAAUGGACCAGUAUCUCUACUUUCUGGUCUGAACCCUCGCCCAUUAAGCUUGGUGUGCCAUUUCUUUGCGGUGGCGAUAUACGGUGUUGGCCGCUUGUUGCUGCCUUUUCCCUCACCUAAGCGCAUGUGGAUUGGAGCAAGAUUGAUAUCAAGUGCAUCGGGAAUUAUUUUCCCCAUUAUCAAGGCUGAAGGAGUGAGGCAAAUGUUCUUCCCCGUUACCGUUCCUGCAUAUUAUAGAGCACCACCUGCUAAGUGAGGUUGUCCAGCAAAUGCUAAAACACUAAACUCCUCAAUUGCAAUUAUCACAUUCAAGUUUGUGUCUGCGUUUGCAAUCCGAUGUUCAAAGUUAGUGGAAAGCGGAUGCUUUUAUAAACUGGUGUGAAUUGUGAUAUAUUUUUUGCUCCUAGGUCUUUUUGUAUCUCAUUGUAUUUGUCCUUUUUUUUCUCAACCGUCUCAAGUAAACAGAAUUUUUUUUAGUGUUUUUUGGUUCUCUUUGGCGAUUUAAUUGCUUUGUAAAUAACUGGGAUGAUGUGAGCUUCAUUCAGAUUGUAGUGUGAAGAAGUGAAAAUUUUCCGAGUCA